GACACCUUUGAGGACCCGUCUGGGAUUAUAGAAAUGUUUCACUAAGGCACCCACUACAGCAAUGCUGCCAGUGUCAUGCAGUAUUUGUCAGGGUCGAACCGUUUACAACUCUGCACAUAGAGCUUCAGAGUGGCAAGUAAGAAGUAAGUGCAUAGAGACGCUGGUGGAUGCUGGUGGAAGGGAGGGAAGGGGGGUGGGAUUACAAUACUGCACAUAGCUUCAAAGUGGCAAGUAAGUGCAUAGAAACACUGGUGGAUGCUGGUGGAAGGGAGGGGGGUUACAAUACUGCACAUAGCUUCAGAGUGGCAAGUAAGUACAUAGAGACACUGGUGGAUGCUGGUGGAAGGGAGGGGGGUAACAAUACUGCACAUAGCGCUUCAGAGUGGCAAGUAAGUGCAUAGAGACACUGGUGGAUGCUGGUGGAAGGGAGGGGGGGUUACAAUACUGCACAUAGCGCUUCGGAGUGGCAAGUAAGUGCAUAGAGACAUCCAUCUGUACAUGAUCAACUGUAUCAAAUGACAUUGCAUCUGUGUAAAUUUCUGAAAUCCAAUGGGCUAUUGCUAGAGCUGUGCUUGAAAAUAUUGACAUGAAAUCAAAUAGGAUUCAAAGGAAUGCUGAAUUUUUCCGUAUGUGGAUAACCAAAUCUGUUUAUAUAGUGGAAAGUUGAUCCUUCUUUUAUUAAAAGCUUAGACAAUACUGCCUUAGGAAUGGGUAAGAACAUGAUUUCUGCAAGAAAAGGUUGUGUGAAAGAACAGGUUGCGUAGGACAGGUUGUGUCGAAUUACAGGACCAUCAAAAAACAUUUCACCUGAAAUCCUUUAUCAGCAGACAUUUAAUUGCAAGUUUCCUGUGUGUAAAUCACCUGUAUAAUGAUGCUACAUUUAUGUCAAUCACUUCACAGGUUUGAUGUGCCCGACCGUCAGUUCCACUCAAUUCAUGGGAGCUUCUCCUCCCUGAUGGACAACCCAAAUGAUGUCAAGGAACUCAUCCCAGAGUUUUUCUACUUCCCCGAGUUUCUUGUCAACUUCAAUGGUAAGUCUUAAUGCAUAGGGGGCGGUGCAUUCUGCAGCACUGCUGAUAUUGACAUGCUCAUCUUUUACUGCAAUACUUUAUUUGAAACACCCUUGCUUUCAAUUACUCGUCAUAACCUGAAAUUGUUCUAUUAUUGUUCUGGUGACAUUUGCUGUUAAUAUUUUUUAAAAAAAAAUUUCACAUAAAAAAACACACCUUUUCUUGACUUCACUCAUUGCAAGAUUAUGACAGCAGAUGUAGGUGGGACAUUUUCUCAAGUACUAACGCAGACCAAUUGUUUUUUGUCAUGUCAAGGUUUUGAUCUGGGAAGACUUCAGAUCACCAAAGAGUCUGUCGACGGUGUCAAGCUGCCGCCCUGGGCCAGCACACCU
Lymnaea stagnalis (great pond snail) is the source of this 1402-nucleotide messenger RNA. The record is from the annotation of a GenBank genome assembly. Lineage: Eukaryota; Metazoa; Mollusca; Gastropoda; Lymnaeidae.